Zonotrichia albicollis (white-throated sparrow) is the source of this 1627-nucleotide messenger RNA. NCBI's taxonomy places the organism in Eukaryota, Metazoa, Chordata, Aves, Passeriformes, Passerellidae. The record is from RefSeq and is a predicted model, not a curated record.
UGUCCCAAGUACAAGGGGAAGAUAGGAAAGUAACUUUCUCCCCCAAACCCAUUUUUAUCUGCCUUGCCUUUUGUCUAGGUAGGUGAAUGGAUCUUCAGAAGCAGAGUUGCUAAAACUGUCAGAGAAUGGCCUAUAGAAGAGAUGAAAUGUGGUCCGAAGGGCGAUACGACUAUGAAAGAGUUCCAAGAGAACGUCUCCCUCCAAGGAUUCAUGGUGAUGGUGAUUACCACAGAAUAGUAAACAUUGUGCCCAAGAAGCCAGGCCUGCUGGAGAGACCUGGGGACGGGAGUUACAGUCGCUAUGACGAUUACGGUCACGCCGAGUACAGGGACUACAACGCGGGUCGCAGUUUCGCCCACGACCGGAGAAGUGGCCCUCCACACCGAGGUGUACGUAAGGAUGAAUCAGGAUACAGAUGGUCAAGGGAUGAUCACUCUACAAGACCUGAAUACAGGGAUGUCAGAGAUGGCUUCAGAAGAAGAAGCUUCUAUUCUUCUCAUUAUGGGAGAGAUCGAUCCCCUCACAAGAGGGACUCUCCUUUCUUCAGGGAAUCGCCGGGGAGCCGAAGGGAUUCUCCGCACAGCAGAUCCGGCUCCAGUGUCAGCAGCAGGAGCUACUCUCCUGAAAGAAGCAAAGCCUAUCCUUUCCACCAGCACAGCAGAAAUAUGUCAUCUUUACAUAAAAGAAAUGUCUCUUCUCAGCAAGGUAAAGAGAGGACAGUUCAGUCACUGAAAACAUCAAGAGAUGCAUCACCUUCAGGGUCCACAACAGUACCUUCAUCAAAGGCCUUGGAGAAGAGCAACAGACUAUCGGAAAAGGAACUUGCAGAAGCUGCAAGCAAGUGGGCAGCUGAAAAGGCAGCAGAGAAGGCCGAGGAAAGCAAUUUACCUGAAAUAACAGAGUAUGAUGCUGGAUCUUCAGCUCCAUUAUACAUUGAGCAAACAGAGGAAACAGAGGCAAAUCUAACAGACAGCCCAGAAUUAUACGAGGACAGCCAGCUUCUAGGUCGUUCAAAAGCAAUUGCAACUAAGACAAAGGAGAUAGAACAGGUCUACAGACAAGACUGUGAAACCUUUGGCAUGGUAGUGAAGAUGCUAAUUGAUAAAGAUCCAUCUUUAGAGAAGUCCAUUCAGUUUGCCCUGAGGCAGAAUUUGCAUGAGAUAGGUGAGCGAUGCAUUGAAGAACUCAAACAUUUCAUUGCUCAGUACGAUGCUGCCAACCAAGAUGUGUCUGAGCCCUUCAAAGAGGGCUCAUACUAAGGACAAAAAUAUGCUUUUAGAUCCUCUGCAUUGUGUCUGCCAUAGUCCAUAAAUCUGCUUUUUGUGGGGAAAGAGGAACUUUUGUUUGAGGUUUGAACGCAAGGCCUGUGCUCCUUUCCAGUAGCUCAGGUGGCUGUUCCCUUGUCCACUGUGGUCUCCACAAUUGUAUUCAUCCUACCUGUUCUUGUUGACAUAUAUUCCUUUGAAAGGAUGUUCUUUUCAAAAAUGCUGUAAAGCAAUGAACUGUUUUUGAAACCUUUCCAGUUACCUUGGAAAAAAUGAUCAGUCUGAUGUCUGUACACUUACGUUUUGAUGCUUACAAGUGUAAUUGAAGCAUUGUAUUUUUUAUUAAAAUUACAUGAAGCUGC